GGCGACUUAUCGCAGUCACUCGUGACGCAGCCCCGAAUAGCCGACGUGACAGGACGUGUAUUCGUGAGAGAGCAUGACAUAAGGCAGCAGCCUUUCUGGGGGUAAACGCGCGACGCGUUCCGUGACUCACAUGGCCUCGAAAUUGCGCUGGGAUAAACUCAAAAAAGUAGAUGCAGAGACUGAUUCGCUUCAGAUCUUCUGCUCUACUCCUCCAAAGGGCUCCCUUUCCUCCUCGCUCAUAUCCAGUCCCCAUCUACCAUCUGCGCACAAUGGCCAGCGAGAACGCAGGAACCCAUAAGGAUCCCGUCACCGGGGAGUUGAUUUCUAAGACUGAGUUGAAGCGUCGUCAGAAGGCCCGCGAGAUUGAAGCUCGCAAAGCGGAGAAGGCCGCGCAGGCACCGCCGAAGCCCGCUGCUGCGAAGAGCAGUGCUGUCGACGAGGAGGAGCUCAGUCCUAAUCAAUAUUUUGAGAUACGCUCCAGAAACAUCCUUAAGCUAAAGGAGACUCAGUCUCCCAACCCUUACCCCCACAAGUUCCAUGUCUCCAUCUCGAUCACCGACUACAUCGACAAGUACGGCCUCGAGGGUAAAAUCCAGGCUGGAAAGAAGCUGGAAGGCGUUACAGAAGCUCUCGCGGGCCGCAUACACAACGUUCGCGCGUCCGGUCAAAAUCUCCGCUUCUACGACCUCCAUGGCGAGGGCGUGAAGGUUCAGAUCAUGGCGAACAAGCAAGACGCGGAGGAUCCCGACAACUUUGUCGCGAACCAUGAGCACUUCCGCCGCGGAGAUAUCGUCGGUGUGAUUGGUACCCCCGCGCGCACCAAGAAGGGCGAGCUGUCCAUCGCCCCCUCGCAGAUGAUCCUCCUCGCACCCAACCUUCACCAGCUCCCCUCCUCUCACUUCGGCUUGAAGGACCAGGAGACCCGCUACCGCAAGCGCUACCUUGACCUCAUCCUCAACGACGACACCCGCCGCAUUUUCCUCACCCGCUCCCGCAUCAUCAACUACAUCCGCCGCUUCUUUGACAACCUCGGUUUCCUCGAGGUCGAAACCCCCAUGACGAGCAUGAUCGCGGGAGGGGCGACCGCGAAGCCCUUCAUCACGCAUCACAACGACCUCGACUUGGAUCUCUACCUCCGGAUCGCUCCCGAGCUGUAUCUCAAGCAGCUCGUCGUCGGCGGGCUUGACCGUGUAUACGAGAUCGGACGUGUGUUCCGCAAUGAGGGCAUCGACUUGACGCACAACCCCGAAUUCACUAUCUGCGAGUUCUACAUGGCUUACGCAGACAUGUACGACAUCAUGGAAUUGACGGAGGCUCUCGUCGAAGGUAUGGUCAAGUACCUCACGGGCGGCAAGACGACGCUCGAAUACCACCCGGAGGGUAAGGGCAGCGACAAGGUCUACCAGCUUGAGUUCGCGCGCCCUUGGAAGCGCUACGACAUGAUCGAGACCUUAGAGGAGAAGCUUGGUGUCAAGUUCCCGCCGGGUGAGACCCUCCACACGGACGAGGCCAACAAAUUCCUUCGUGAUCUUUGCCAAAAGCACAACGUCGAUUGCAGCGAGCCCAGGACGAAUGCGCGUUUGCUUGACAAGCUCGUCGGCGAAUUCAUCGAGCCUCUGUGCAUCUCCCCCGCGUUCAUUGUCGGCCACCCGCAGGUGAUGUCGCCGCUCGCCAAGUACCACCGGUCACGACCGGGACUCUGCGAGCGUUUCGAGGGCUUCAUGUGUGGGAAGGAAUUCUGCAACGCAUACACCGAGUUGAACGACCCCUUCGAGCAGCGGUUGCGGUUCGAGGAGCAAGUGCGGCAGAAGGAGCAGGGCGACGACGAGGCACAGGGCAUCGACGAGACUUUCGUCGACGCGCUCGAGCACGGUCUUCCUCCCACCGGUGGAUGGGGUAUUGGCAUCGACCGUCUGGUUAUGUUCCUGACCGACUCAACUAACAUCAAGGAGGUGUUGCUGUUCCCUGCGAUGAAGCCGAUUGAGACGGCUGCAAAUACUACAGGACCAGUCGGGCCGAGUGGCCAGAUUUAAUGAAAAAGCCCGUAGACGUAGAUGUACAAGUAGAUCUGACUAUGCACUAGGCAUACAUCCCCUGCCCCCUUUCUGAACGUCGCGGAUCCUGCGAAGGGCUUCAUAUUCGGCAAGAUCACUC
Molecule: messenger RNA, 2154 nt
Organism: Dichomitus squalens LYAD-421 SS1
Lineage: Eukaryota; Fungi; Basidiomycota; Agaricomycetes; Polyporales; Polyporaceae
Product: lysyl-tRNA synthetase
Exons: 7
Coding region: 171-2033 (620 amino acids)
Biological process (GO): lysyl-tRNA aminoacylation
Cellular component (GO): cytoplasm; cytosol
Molecular function (GO): tRNA binding; ATP binding; lysine-tRNA ligase activity
Source: RefSeq, a predicted model, not a curated record